AUGACAAACUUUCUGAAGGCAUACACCGACCUCACCCCGUCAUCUUCCAGGACAAAGUUCUCUGAUGUAUCCAACAGUAUAAUCAAUGCUCCACCAUUUAGCUUCGACAAGGCCUCGCGCACUAGUUUGAUCAAUGCCAUCCUUCAAGAUCUCAAGAACUCUGGGCCGAAAGAAAAGCUGACUUCUAAAGACGCCGCUCAGGCGCUUUUGGCCGUCAAAACGCUCGGGAAAGACCCUUCAGGAUCAGCUUAUAUCGCCUCCAGUGCCAAUCUCUCCACACUUCUCAGCUUUGCGGCUACCUUCAAGGACGAUCCGGAUGCUUCAAGCGAGGCACUGCGAUGCAUCGCUAACGCCCUUCUCUUAAUUGAAAACGCCCGAUCAACUUUCAUAGAAAAGGAGGUUAACGGAGCAGAGUUAUGCCUGACGAUGUUGGAGAAAUCCACGUCCCCAGAUCACAUCUUCAUCUUGUCGCGCAUCUUGUUUUUGGCCACAGCCGCUGGAACGUCCCACAUUGAGACGAUGCUUGAAGGAAAAUAUCAUGGCCGGACUGUGGUUGAAAUCCUAACCGCAAAACUCGACUUGAUGACGAUUAGCAUUCGAAACGGGACCCCGACUGCAAAAGAAGCGUUGACCGAUCUAUUGAAAUUUGUGUUCAAUCUAUUACUGCAUUACCCGAAGUUGGUCGAUUGCGAACCCCAACAUUCAGACACCUAUGACGAUGAGAAGGUUAUGGCAGACUAUUGGAGCUCUAAACUGGAUGGGCUUCUCCCUCCUCUUUUGCGCGUGUUCCUCAACUUACCUUCCACCUCUCCUGGACCGAUUGCUGCCCCACUUACCCACGUAAUCCACUCACUAAUUACGGUACCACUUACGCCUUCUCUUAAACCUGUUUGGUUCGGACCACCCACCAGCACAUCUUCCCGCAACUCAGCCAAUAAUAGCCCCAAGGCUCGGACCCCUCAACUUAGCGACUCAACUCCCGGUAGUCGCUGCGAUUCGCCGACGCCCUCAAAUCCCUCUUCUCCGAAACCAUCUCCGCUCGAUCGAGCUCUUUCAGUUCUUGCUGCUGGUCGACGAUCGCUCUCCCUCUCUCGCACGUCGUCUCCCUCCACUAGCACUCCAGGCGACGUUUUACAACGCGCAUACGACCUCGUCGAGUCCGCGUUCUCUCAUUAUUUCCCGGGCACUGUCGAACCUGACGAUGCUGAGGUCCGAGAGCGCGCUAAAGCAGAGUGCAGCGAUACUCUGGAUGACAGCUUGUCGCCCAUCGUCGUUCUCGUCACUAGGAUCUGCAUCGCCGAUGAGACGUCAAGAGUGCGGGUUCGCCAAUGGCUCAUUCCAGAUGAUUUGGACCGGACCUCGCCUCUUGAACAACGGUCGGACCUAUUAGGAAAGUGCCUCCGUAUUCUUGGAAGUGUUUAUCAUUCAAGGUUGAAGGACUCAGUUGGGGAGAUGCUCUUUGCGAUCGCUGAUUCCAAUGCAACAACCUUGUCCGCUCUCGUCGGUUAUGGCAAUGUCGCCGGCUUCUUGUUUCACAAAGGCGUCGUGAGCGCACCUGUGCAACCCAGCAGCGACACGAAUGUUCCUCUCACAACGCCCUCUGGAGACGCGAUUAACCCGAUUACAGGCAUCAAGGAGCAACCAAAGUCAAAUUUGCCCGAGAUGGAUGAUGAAGAAAAGGAACGCGAGAUGGAGAAGCUCUUUGUGCUCUUCGACAGGCUGGAGAAGACUGGGGCUCUUCCUGCUGAUCAGAACCCUAUGCGGAAGGUCGUUCAGAAGAGUAUGGGUGGUUGA
This is a messenger RNA of Cyclocybe aegerita, 1794 nucleotides long. The record is from the annotation of a GenBank genome assembly. NCBI's taxonomy places the organism in Eukaryota, Fungi, Basidiomycota, Agaricomycetes, Agaricales, Hemipholiotaceae.